This is a messenger RNA of Psilocybe cubensis, 999 nucleotides long. RefSeq lists its product as uncharacterized. Gene Ontology annotation, biological process: cell division. The transcript has 7 exons. The coding region runs from base 1 to 999 and encodes 332 amino acids. The record is from RefSeq and is a predicted model, not a curated record. Lineage: Eukaryota; Fungi; Basidiomycota; Agaricomycetes; Agaricales; Agrocybaceae. Gene Ontology annotation, molecular function: protein binding.
AUGUUCCAAAUCAAGACAUUGAACGACCUCCAUAACCCUUCUGAAAAUGAAAUUCAACUUUGCGAUCGACUCUUAACCCCGGAUUUCUUUCCCAACAGUGUCUGGGUAAUGGGACUACGAGCGUAUUUUACCCAAGCCGUUGUCCAGUUCGAAAAGAUUCUUGCUAUUGAUCCUCAUCGUAUUGAUGACAUCGAUAUCUACUCCAAUAUUCUCUACGUAACCGGCAAUAAUCUGAAGCUUUCAAAGCUGGCUCAUGAAUUUUUGGCUCUAGAUAAAGACCGGCCAGAAGUUUGCUGUCUCAUUGGAAAUCAUUACUCAUUGCGUAUUGAACAUGAGAAAGCCGUCAAAUACUUCAGGAGAGCCACGCAACUUGAUCGGACCUACCUCUCUGCUUGGACUUUGAUGGGGCACGAGUACGUCGAGAUGAAAAACUCACAUGCUGCUAUCGAAGCAUAUCGUCGUGCCGUGGACGUCAAUCGAAAGGAUUACCGAGCAUGGUAUGGUCUAGGACAAGCUUAUGAACUCCUCAGCAUGCACCACUACGCUCUCCACUAUUAUCAACGCGCAACGGCAUUACGUCCUUACGAUGUCCGGUUAUGGCAAGCACAGGGAAUGUGUUACGAAGAAAUUGGAAGACUCCGAGAAGCAGUGGAAUGCUACAAGCGCGCCUUGAUACCUGCAGAUCCCCAUGAGAUUACGAUCAACCUCAAACUGGCGAAAAUCCAUCGUACCCUAGAGGAGCACUCGGAAGCCGUGGCAUAUCAUCGGCGUGUCGUCGAAGUUUGCCAAGCAGACUCGCGUCCCGUUCAAGAUUUUUCAAAAUCAAUUUUGGAAGUUGCUGAAUAUGAGAUGCAAAUUCCAAACGAUGACGGUGAUUUGAUUCUUGCCAAAGAUUAUCUGGAAGUGGUUGCUACAAGUAAUGCUGAAGAUGUCGUAAGAGCGACCGACUUGCUUAAAAGAGUCAAGGCCAUGAUUGAAAAGAAAAAAAAGCUAGGCUAG